Molecule: messenger RNA, 1143 nt
Organism: Penicillium verhagenii
Lineage: Eukaryota; Fungi; Ascomycota; Eurotiomycetes; Eurotiales; Aspergillaceae
Product: t-SNARE syntaxin TLG2
Exons: 4
Coding region: 1-1143 (380 amino acids)
Biological process (GO): intracellular protein transport; vesicle-mediated transport; vesicle fusion
Cellular component (GO): SNARE complex; membrane; endomembrane system
Molecular function (GO): SNAP receptor activity; SNARE binding
Source: RefSeq, a predicted model, not a curated record
AUGUGGCGGGAUCGAACCAACCUCUACAUAUCCUACCGCCAGUCCUUCGCACACCACCCAGCCAAAAAACCGCGCUUUACAGGCCCCUCCAAUGGCUUCGACUCUCCCUCCCACCCGGAGGAAAGCCGCCGACUAAUCUCCGAGUCGGGCGGCUUCGAGGAAGAUGGCGACAUGGUCAUCGAGAUGGACCUCCUACCACCGCGAUGGGUCGAUAUUCAAGACGAAGUCUCAGAACACCUGGGCGACAUCGCGCAAAAGUCCGCGGAGCUGGAUAAGCUGCACCAGAAACACCUGCUGCCUGGGUUCGGGGACGAGGAUGUCCGGAGACAGGACGAGGGCCUGAUUGAGCGCUUGACGCAGGAGAUUACGCGCAGCUUCCACGACUGUCAGAAGGCUAUUAAGAGGAUCGAGAGGAUGGUGCACGAGUCGAAGGAACAGGGCGGCGUGACGAGUGGUGAGGAGACCAUGGCGCAGAAUAUCCAGAUUUCUCUGGCGUCGAGGGUCCAGGAGGCGAGUGCGAGGUUUCGCAAGAAGCAGAGCACAUACCUGAGGAAAUUACGAGAUAUAGAGGGCUUUGCGACGCCGUUCGAUCGGGCGCCGACUCCUGUUCAGAAUCCGUACACGGAUCCCUCUUUGAUGGAGUCUGAUGCCGACAAGUCCUUUUCACAGACUAUGCUGAUGCAGACGCAACAACGCGCGACGGGGCAGAAUGAUGCGGUUAUUGCGCAGCGUGAGCGCGAGAUCAACGAUAUUGCGAAGGGAAUUAUUGAGCUUUCGGAUAUCUUCCGUGAACUGCAGACUAUGGUUAUUGAUCAAGGUACUAUGCUCGAUCGCAUUGAUUAUAAUGUUGAGAGGAUGGGGACCGAAGUCAGGGGCGCGGAGAAGGAGCUCAAAGUGGCUACAAAUUAUCAACGUCGAACUACCAAACGCAAAGUCAUGCUUCUGUUAGUCUUGGUGGUGGUGGGACUGAUUAUCGUUCUUGUUGUGAAACCAAAGAAUCACAGUUCAACAACACAAGCACCAGAGCCCCCUGCUGAUGAAUCAUCUAAUAAUAUCCGGUCUGUGUUGGUAUCAGCAAAGCGAGAAACGCGACAUCCGUCAUCGAGGCGAGAUCGUUGGACAGAUCCGGAUAUACUUCGAUAA